Molecule: messenger RNA, 1527 nt
Organism: Diceros bicornis minor
Lineage: Eukaryota; Metazoa; Chordata; Mammalia; Perissodactyla; Rhinocerotidae
Product: keratin, type II cuticular Hb5
Exons: 9
Coding region: 1-1527 (508 amino acids)
Biological process (GO): keratinization; intermediate filament organization
Cellular component (GO): keratin filament
Molecular function (GO): structural constituent of skin epidermis
Source: RefSeq, a predicted model, not a curated record
AUGUCUUGCCGCUCCUACCGGAUCAGCUCCGGAUGUGGGGUCACCAGGACCUUCAGCUCCUGCUCGGCUGUGGCCCCCAGAACUGGUAGCCGUUGCUGCAUCAGCGCAGCCCCCUACCGAGGGGUGUCCUGCUACCGGGGUCUCACGGGCUUCGGCAGCCGCAGCCUGUCGAACCUGGGCUCCUGUGGGCCCCGCAUCGCUGUGGGCGGCUUCCGCGCCGGCUCCUGCGGCCGCAGCUUCGGAUACCGCUCCGGCGGCGUCUGCGGCCCCAGCGCGCCCUGCAUCACCACCGUGUCGGUCAACGAGAGCCUCCUGGCGCCCCUCAACCUGGAGAUCGACCCCAACGCGCAGUGCGUGAAGCAAGAGGAGAAAGAGCAGAUCAAGAGCCUCAACAACAGGUUCGCUGCCUUCAUCGACAAGGUGCGCUUCCUGGAGCAGCAGAACAAGCUGCUGGAGACCAAGUGGCAGUUCUACCAGAACCAGCACUGCUGUGAGAGCAACCUGGAGCCGCUGUUCAGUGGCUACAUCGAGACGCUGCGGCGGGAGGCCGAGUGUGUGGAGGCCGACAGCGGGAGGCUGGCCUCGGAGCUCAACCACGUGCAGGAGGUGCUGGAGGGCUACAAGAAGAGGUAUGAAGAGGAGGUGGCUCUGAGAGCCACAGCCGAGAACGAGUUUGUGGUUCUGAAGAAGGACGUGGACUGCGCCUACCUGCGGAAAUCAGACCUGGAGGCCAACGUGGAGGCGCUGGUGGAGGAGUCCAGUUUCCUGAAGCGCCUCUAUGAUGAGGAGAUCCGUGUUCUCCAAGCCCACAUCUCGGACACCUCAGUCAUCGUCAAGAUGGACAACAGCCGGGACUUGAACCUGGACAGCAUCGUGGCCGAGAUCAAGGCUCAGUAUGACGACAUCGCCAGCCGCAGCCGGGCUGAGGCUGAGAGUUGGUACCACACCAAGUGUGAGGAGAUAAAGGCCACGGUGGUCCGGCACGGGGAGACCCUGCGCCGCACCAAGGAGGAGAUUAACGAGCUGAACCGCCUGAUCCAGAGGCUGACCGCCGAGAUCGAGAAUGCCAAGUGCCAGAACUCCAAGCUGGAGGCCGCCGUGGCCGAGGCCGAGCAGCAGGGCGAGGCGGCCCUCAACGACGCCCGCUGCAAGCUGGCCGGGCUAGAGGAGGCCCUGCAGAAGGCCAAGCAGGACAUGGCCUGCCUGCUGAGGGAGUACCAGGAGGUGCUGAACUCCAAGCUGGGCCUGGACAUCGAGAUCGCCACCUACAGGCGCCUGCUGGAGGGCGAGGAGCAGAGGCUGUGCGAAGGUGUGGGCUCUGUGAAUGUCUGCGUCAGCAGCUCCCGAGGCGGCGGAAUCUCCUGUGGGGGUCUCACAUAUAGCACCACCCCAGGGCGCCAAAUUGCAUCUGGCCCCUCGGCCAUAGCGGGCAGCAUCACUGUGAUGGCCCCCGAUGCCUGUGCCCCCUGUCAGCCCCGUCCCUCCAGCUUCAGCUGUGGGAGCAACCGGUCGGUCCGCUUCGCAUAG